UUAUAACAUUCCUUCUAGUCAUCAGACAGAGUCGUGUUUGUAUCCAUCCUCGCAAUGAUGGAGUUGUCUUCGGUCUCCUUUUCGUUCAAACUCUUAGUGACCGCCAUAGUUACCAUUAGCUUGGCGAAAUUCGUCUCGAUAUUGCAUCGACAACUGACACAUUGGAGGAACCGACGCGUGCCCUAUAUUUGGUCGAUGCCAGUAUUCGGAACGGGAUGGAGAGUUUUCAGCCGUCUCAUGUCCUUUCCAGACUACGCACAAUUCAUUUAUCACUAUUACCCGAACGUAAAGUACGUGGGGAUAAUGGAUUUCGCCACGCCAACUGUCGUCGUUCGGGACCCGGAACUGAUCAAGGAAAUAUCCGUAAAGAGUUUCGAGCACUUCCCCGAUCAUUUGGGCUUCGUCAGCGAGGAGGUAGAUCCUAUUUUUGGGAGAAAUAUAUUUUCCUUGCGUGGCGAUCGCUGGAGAGUGAUGAGAAACACUCUCAGCCCGUCUUUCACUACUAGCAAGAUGAAGUUCAUGUUCAGUUUGGUGUCGAAAUGCUCGAAGGAAUUCGUCGGCUACCUGUACGAUCAUCCAGAGUUCUCUUCCUCGAUGGAAACUAAGGACGCCUUCACUAGGUACACCAACGACGUGAUCGCCACCGCGGCGUUCGGUAUCAGCGUGAAUUCUUUGGAGGACCGUGAAAACGAAUUCUUCACGAGAGGAACCGAUGCCACCAAGUUCGGAGGUUUAGGGCGUCUUUUGAAGUUCAUGUUGUUCCGUUUCAGUCCCUAUUUAUCGAGACUGAUGGGACUCUCGUUCCUAUCGCCCGACUCGGCUAGUUUCUUCUAUAGAAUUGUCUCCGAAACUGUGAAGACGAGGGACGAAGAGAACAUCGUUAGACCGGACAUGAUCCACCUUCUGAUGCAGGCACGGGAUAAAGAGAAGUCUUCGACGCAUCGGAUGACCAUCGAGGACAUAAUAGCCCAAGUAUUCAUCUUCUUCUUGGCUGGCUUCGAUACGUCGUCGACCUUGAUGUGUUAUUUAGUCCACGAAUUGACUGUGAAUCAGGAUAUUCAGGAGAAGCUACGCGAGGAAGUCGAACGCUACAUGGCCGAAGGGAACGGGGACAUCUCUUACGAGGCUCUGUCGAAAAUGGAGUACAUGGAGAUGGUGACGUCGGAAACGCUCAGGAAGUAUCCUCCGGUGGUGUUCAUCGACAGAUUAUGCGCGGAGAAGUUCGAAUUGCCUUCAGCUGGGCCUGGAUACGACGGUGUGAUCGUGCGUCCCACCGAUGUUGUUUGGUUUCCUGUUUACGCGAUCCAUCACGAUCCCAAUUAUUUCCCUGAUCCGGAGAAGUUCGACCCUGAACGAUUCAGCGGAAAAAACAUUGAUAGUAUUCAACCGUAUACGUAUAUGCCGUUUGGUUUCGGGCCUCGAAAGUGCAUUGGCAAUCGUUUUGCUCUAAUGGAAACAAAAAUUCUGAUUGCCCAUCUGUUGCACAGGUUCCGCUUGCACCCCACCGAAAAAACCAAACAUCCGGUCACGUUUAGCAAAGCACAUUUUUCGCUGCUCUCUGAUGACGGGUUCUGGGUUGGACUAGAAAAAAGGAAUGUUUAGAUAAUUAUUCGUAUGAAAGAGUUUCGUAAGGAUGUUUGUCGAAUUUGCAAGUGUAAUAUUUAUUAUUUGCAUGUAUGAGUAAGUUUUGUAGGUUACGUUUUGAUACUGUUUUUGGUGUUGAUAUCAUUGGCCGACCUGCAUUCGAACGAAUGAAUGACGAUAAAUAUAACAUCAUUUUUAAUUUCUUAAAAAUAUAUAUGUAGAUUUCAUUUGAUUGAUAAUGAUGAUAAUGCAUACACCUGGUAAUGAUUAAAUUUAGGGUAAUACCCUUCAUUUUUUAUCAUAUAAUGUUAUCACAUUUUUCACAAUAACGGCUCCUUUCGAAAUUCAAAGAUAAAUCCUGCCUCGCUUGGGUCUUAUAUAAUUUAUAAAUCUAUUAAAGCAUGUCUAAUCAAUGGGAUAUAAAAGUAGUUGGGAAUUUUUACUCGGAAGGAUUUAUAAAUCUUGCCAAUAAGAAGGAUAAAUAUUCAUGGACUUGUAACAAAUUCUUCAUACUUCCUUUAAGAUGAAUCAAUCUUAUUUUGAUAAGCGAGAAUGUUAUCAUCUUCACAAUCUGUUAUCCAGUUUCCAUAAUUUCAGUACAAAACAAAACUAUACAUAUGGUCCACGUGAUAGUUUCAUUUGAAUAAAUCAGUGAGUCAAUCUGUUGCCAUUGUAUAGUAUAUUGUGAUUCAGUAUUGAAGAAGUACUAAGAGACAAUACCAUAAUGUAGUACCACUCGUUGUCAACACUGGUGACACUAUUGUUAUUGAAUAAAUUUGUUUUACAAGUA
Messenger RNA from Hylaeus volcanicus, 2374 nucleotides. RefSeq names its product cytochrome P450 9e2-like. The transcript has a single exon. Bases 55 to 1602 code for a protein of 515 amino acids. Gene Ontology annotation, molecular function: heme binding; iron ion binding; oxidoreductase activity, acting on paired donors, with incorporation or reduction of molecular oxygen. The record is from RefSeq and is a predicted model, not a curated record. NCBI's taxonomy places the organism in Eukaryota, Metazoa, Arthropoda, Insecta, Hymenoptera, Colletidae.